Molecule: messenger RNA, 349 nt
Organism: Paramuricea clavata
Lineage: Eukaryota; Metazoa; Cnidaria; Anthozoa; Malacalcyonacea; Plexauridae
Source: the annotation of a GenBank genome assembly
AUGAAUAUCAGAGAAGAAUAUAUUGUGUUUCUACACUGCAAAUGGGGAUUAAGUGGUGCCCAACUUGCUAAACUUGUAUUAGAAGCUUUAAAUUACUUAACUUUAUCUAUUGAAGAUUGUAGUGGUUAUGAUGGUGCAAGUUCUGUUGCAGGGCACAUCAAUGGAUUGUCUGCACAUAUUUUAAGGCUAAACCAGAAAGCCCUUUAUACACAUUGUUACAGUCAUAAGAUGAAAACGUGCAAACUCUUUAGAUUUGAAUUCGCAAACCAUGCGACGUUCGAAGCUUGUAUCAAAGAAGAAUCAGUGAUCAAACAUUUGUAUUGUAAUAGCGUUUUAUAUAACACUGCAG